AUGUCGCUACAGAAACUGCGCAGCUGGUACAGGCGCAAGAGCCCUGUCGAGCUAUGGCUGCAUCUACUACGUCACGCCGAGACCUUUGAGGACUGGGAAGAGGCUGCCCUACAUCUUGACAACCUUCUCGGCCUCGAUCUUUGGCGCAACAAUCCGACUUCCAAGUACUACGACUGGCGCCUCAUUACCGAACGACUCGACUCCCUUGCCACCUCCCGAGAGAAUGGAAACUUCCAACAGAUGGUCAACCUUUUACGAUCGGGCCUAGUUCGAAACCUCGGCAAUAUUACCGUGCCCAAGCUAUACAACCGUUCCUUCGCCGGCACCAAGUAUCUUAUCGAAGAAUAUAUUACCCAGGUCGCCGAGUCGGUGGAAGACAUCCGCGUCCUCCCAACCAGUCCUUCGUCAGCGGGCCAUGGAAAUGGCACCACAUUGACGAUGCAGAUGAAGCUGGACUGUAUCCACGACACGAGGCAGGCCUUUGGAAGAAGCACCCUCGUCUUGCAGGGCGGCGCAAUCUUUGGAAUGUGCCACCUUGGCGUGGUCAAGGCCUUAUUCCUCCGUGGCCUCCUUCCACGCAUCAUAACCGGCACAGCUACUGGGGCCUUGAUCGCGGCUCUCGUUGCAAUCCACACUGAGGAUGAACUGCCAGCCGUCCUAAGUGGUGAUGGAAUUGAUCUCACGGCGUUCGCGUCAAAGAGUGGCAUCGAGCCUUCCAGCAGUCAGACAACCCGCUCGCGAUGGGAAACAUUGCUGCGGAGAGUCCGGCGUUUCUCGCGCGAAGGCUACUUCCUUGAUGUGACAGUCCUGGAAGAAUGCGUGAGGGCCAACGUCGGCGACUUGACGUUCGAGGAGGCAUUCAAUCGUAGCAAGAGAGUCUUGAACAUCACGGUCGCCACAGAAGGUCAGGGUGGUGUCCCCACGCUCCUCAACUACUUGACUGCACCCAAUGUGUUGAUAUGGACCGCUGCUGUAGCAUCGAAUGCUUCUUCACCCUCGCUGUAUGGCCGUCGGAAAACAACCAUGCUGUGCAAGGAUGCCCAUGGCCACAUUGUACCGUGGGCUCCUGCAAACACCAUUGACUUUCGUCAUUGGACACACACACCCUAUUCUGACCGCGACUCUCCUCUUCGACGCAUUGCCGAGUUGUUUAACGUCAAUCACUUCAUCGUCAGCCAAGCCCGCCCCUACCUUAUUCCUUUUAUCCAGUCCGACAUGCAUGGCCCAUCAUUAGUUGAAGCACGAAGCAAGACGACGCAGGUCUCUGCCUUUUUGGUUAGAAUGGUUGGGUUGGAGAUACGCCAUCGACUGCGUCAGCUAGACACAUUGCGUCUGCUUCCAGCGAACAUACGCCGCUUCCUAGUUGAUGAGCAAGUACCAGCAGCUUCGAUGAUGUUGGUUCCUGAGGUAACGGCGGGGGACUUUGUAAGGCUUUUGGAAACACCUACGCGUGAAACUCUCAACUAUUGGAUCUUGAGAGGAGAGCGAAGCGUGUGGCCUGCGGUCGCAGCCCUGAAGAUAAGGUGUGCCGUGGAAAAUGAGUUGGACAGAUCAUAUCAAGUGGUGAGGAAGUUCAAGGCUCCCGGGCUACGACGGAAGGGGAGUAUGGCAGCAACAAUGGAAGCUGAACGCAGGGAGAGGGAUCGUAUCAAUGGGCUCGGAGGACCUUUGGGGACAGAUCACGACGGGAAUUGA
Messenger RNA from Ilyonectria robusta, 1695 nucleotides. RefSeq lists its product as uncharacterized. The transcript is spliced from 3 exons. The record is from RefSeq and is a predicted model, not a curated record. Gene Ontology annotation, molecular function: triacylglycerol lipase activity. Bases 1 to 1695 code for a protein of 564 amino acids. NCBI's taxonomy places the organism in Eukaryota, Fungi, Ascomycota, Sordariomycetes, Hypocreales, Nectriaceae. Gene Ontology annotation, biological process: lipid metabolic process.